CCCACCCACCCCCUCAUGUCGAGAAACACCACCAAUCAAUAAAAAUUGGCACCAGACCUGUUUAUUUGAAAUAGUAACUGACUCAAAUUUAACAUUAUGCCGUAUUGAACAUGAACUAGAACCAAUAUUUAUACAAAGAGUUGGUCAACAAUGGGCGAUAUCAACAAGGAACGAAACAAAAUGCCACCGAGUCACACAGUUAGAACAAGGCGAACAUGCGAUAACAAGAAAUAAUGAAUUAACCAUCCCACCAAUUGCAUUGAUCACCAUAGACAAAUCAACAGCAUGGAGCCGUGACAAUUUCUUCUUACCAAGCAUUACAAAUGGUACCAACGAAUUUAUCCCAAUUAUUGGUAACAAAAAACUGAAUUACGACGAUUCGAAUCUCAUUGAUUUACACAAAGCUAUGAGUAAUGACACUCGAUGGGAAAAAAUACCAUAUAUACCAGGUAAUAUAAAAAAUAUAAUUGAAUAUUUAAUGACAACAGCACCAACCACGACAGUCACGUCAACAUCAUGGUAUCAACAUGGACUAGGAAUAGGGGUGGUGCCACUCGGUAUAAUAGCAAGUAUUCUAAUUAUUUUGUACGUGCGAAUAAGAAGCAAAAUGAAAAAGACAUCAACAACGAAAAUGAUUAUAAUGCCGCAAAUAUAA
Molecule: messenger RNA, 655 nt
Organism: Rotaria sp. Silwood2
Lineage: Eukaryota; Metazoa; Rotifera; Eurotatoria; Philodinida; Philodinidae
Source: the annotation of a GenBank genome assembly